GCGUUUCCCGCAACCCGAUCCCCUCAGACAGGAUUCUUCCGCCGCAGCCCAACGGGGAGAUCUCUGGAAACAUGGCUACAGAACAUGUUAAUGGAAAUGGUACUGAAGAGCCUAUGGAUACUACUUCUGCAGUUAUGCAUUCAGAAAAUUUUCAGACAUUGCUUGAUGCUGGUUUACCACAGAAAGUUGCUGAAAAACUAGAUGAAAUUUACGUUGCAGGGCUAGUUGCACAUAGUGAUUUAGAUGAAAGAGCUAUCGAAGCUUUAAAAGAAUUCAAUGAAGACGGUGCGUUGGCAGUUCUCCAACAGUUUAAAGACAGCGAUCUCUCUCAUGUUCAGAACAAAAGUGCCUUUUUAUGUGGAGUCAUGAAGACUUACAGGCAGAGAGAAAAACAGGGGACCAAAGUAGCAGAUUCUAGCAAAGGACCAGAUGAGGCAAAAAUCAAGGCACUCCUGGAAAGAACAGGAUAUACACUUGAUGUGACCACUGGACAGAGGAAGUAUGGAGGACCGCCUCCAGAUUCCGUUUAUUCAGGUCAGCAGCCUUCUGUUGGCACUGAGAUAUUUGUGGGGAAGAUCCCAAGAGAUCUAUUUGAAGAUGAACUUGUACCAUUAUUUGAGAAAGCCGGACCUAUAUGGGAUCUUCGUUUAAUGAUGGAUCCUCUUACUGGUCUCAAUAGAGGUUACGCUUUUGUCACUUUUUGUACAAAAGAAGCAGCUCAGGAGGCUGUUAAAUUGUAUAAUAAUCAUGAAAUUCGUUCAGGAAAACACAUUGGUGUCUGCAUCUCUGUUGCCAACAAUAGGCUUUUUGUAGGCUCUAUUCCUAAGAGUAAAACCAAGGAACAGAUUCUUGAAGAAUUUAGCAAAGUAACAGAGGGCCUUACAGACGUCAUUUUAUACCACCAACCAGAUGACAAGAAAAAAAACAGAGGCUUUUGCUUUCUUGAAUAUGAAGAUCACAAAACUGCUGCUCAGGUAAAAGUUUUGUUUGUACGUAACCUUGCAAAUACCGUAACAGAAGAAAUUUUAGAAAAAGCAUUUAGUCAGUUUGGGAAACUGGAACGAGUGAAGAAACUAAAAGAUUAUGCGUUCAUUCAUUUUGAUGAAAGAGAUGGUGCUGUCAAGGCUAUGGAAGAAAUGAAUGGCAAAGAUUUGGAGGGGGAAAAUAUUGAGAUUGUUUUUGCUAAACCACCUGAUCAGAAAAGGAAAGAAAGAAAAGCUCAGAGGCAAGCAGCAAAGAAUCAAAUGUAUGAUGAUUACUACUAUUAUGGCCCACCUCAUAUGCCCCCUCCAACAAGAGGUCGAGGGCGUGGAGGUAGAGGUGGUUAUGGAUACCCUCCUGAUUAUUAUGGAUAUGAAGAUUAUUAUGAUUAUUAUGGCUAUGAUUACCAUAACUAUCGUGGUGGAUAUGAAGAUCCAUACUAUGGUUAUGAAGAUUUUCAAGUUGGAGCUAGAGGAAGGGGUGGUAGAGGAGCAAGGGGUGCUGCUCCCUCCAGAGGUCGCGGGGCUGCUCCUCCUCGCGGUAGAGCCGGUUAUUCACAGAGAGGAGGUCCUGGAUCAGCAAGAGGCGUUCGUGGUGCGAGAGGAGGUGCCCAACAACAAAGAGGCCGCGGGCAGGGAAAAGGGGUCGAGGCCGGUCCUGACCUGUUACAAUGAAGACUGACUUGCUAUGUGGGAUUACACCAGAAGCUUGCAGUGGAGUAAUGGUAAGGAAAUCAAGCAACCUUAAAUAUCUCGGCUGUAUAGGAGCAUAUUCUAUUGCAGAAGACCUUCCUGUGAAGAUCAUGGAAUCACAUAUGGGACAUUGAACUAAUACUUGGACUUUGAUAUGAAUUUCUUUAACAAUUUUCUCUGCAGUGCAAGUUAUUAAACUAAAGCUACUCUAUUUUCCAAAUGUGUUGCAACAGAAAUCCUUCAUAACUUCUAGCAUGGUAUCUUAAUAAAGAAUAAAGUUCUCUCUUAAAAAAUCUGCUUUAAGUAGAUUUUUCCCCUGUUUUUUUAAAUUAAGGAUCCCAGCAGUGGUAUUCGGAAAUAAUUCUCUUGAAUUUGUGCAUUUAAAUUUUAUUGCAGUGAUACACAUGAAUGCCAUUGUUGGUACCCUUAAAUCUUACUUCUGCUCACCAAGGUUAAUCAUGAUUGUCUAUAUCUUUUUUAUAGUAAUCACUUUUGAAUUGUGUUUCAGAUAUGCAGUUUCAGGUGUAAUCAUCAAAGCUGGUUAGUCAGGCAUUCCAGAUAGUGGUUCUUUUCAGAACCUUUUUUAAAGGGUUGGUUAACUACCUCAGUAGCAGAGGAUUGAACUAUACCCUAUCUGUACUGUACAUAGAAAAAUCUUUGUAGAUAAAAGCAAGGCUUGUUAAAUAUGAUAUGAGGGUAAGAUUUUAAUAUACCAAAUGUAACAUUCUUAGUUGCCUUUAGUUUCAGAGGCUUGUAAGACUUCCUCAUGACCAUCAUAACAGGCCUUGCUUUUGUCGUAUUUUGUGGCUGAAAAAGCAGCCUUGCUUCUUCAGAUAUUGUAGUUAUUUGGAUGUAUAAUAGUUUAGCAAGAUGUUACUUUUGUAAGACAUCAGAUGUUCAAAAAAAGUGCAUCCGAACUUGUACUAAAUACUGCAGUGUCCCUUUAUAAAAAGUCAGACUAAAACUGACAGUUGUACAGCAAAGCCUGACAUUUGGAUAUUUUGACGUUUUUUUCAUAAAUCAUAGAAAUUAGUAUAUGGCUGUAGUUUAGCUUUUUAGGUAAAAGGUAUGUUUCAUUAGUGCAUUUCUUACUGCUGAUCACUGCAAAAAUGUGAAUCAGCUGUCCAUUUCUUAUGCAAGUCAUGAUAACUUGUAGAGUACAAUCAUUUGUGCUAUGUUUUUAAUUUUCUAAAGCACCUUGAUGACAGUGAGUGUUCAGUGGUGAAGCAUCCUCUAUUGAAUCACCCUCAAAAUUUUUUUGCCAAGUCCUAAGUUAAUAGCUUAAAGUUAAAAGUGAAAUUAUAGUUUAAUUCGGACUUGGUAUAAAGAAAUCCUUUCUUCCCCUCCUCAAAGGGAUACUGCAGUUAUAUCACAUACCCAAUAGGCACCAUGAUGAAGAUCAGAGCUUAUACUUAAUUAAGGUUUUAUACACACCAGUUCCCCAGUAAAUGCAAAUUUAACAAGAAAAUUAGACAUGUCAUAUGUUUAAAAUGCUCAUGGCAAACAAUCAUUUUGCAUUCCUGCAAAUAAAAUUGUUUUAUACUGUAAGCUGGAGGCGAGUGUAACUUAUUUUUGUAAUAAAGUUUUUAUUUUUUUU
Molecule: messenger RNA, 3270 nt
Organism: Elephantulus edwardii (Cape elephant shrew)
Lineage: Eukaryota; Metazoa; Chordata; Mammalia; Macroscelidea; Macroscelididae
Gene: SYNCRIP
Product: synaptotagmin binding, cytoplasmic RNA interacting protein
Exons: 12
Coding region: 72-1655 (527 amino acids)
Biological process (GO): CRD-mediated mRNA stabilization
Cellular component (GO): CRD-mediated mRNA stability complex; ribonucleoprotein complex; nucleus
Molecular function (GO): mRNA 5'-UTR binding
Source: RefSeq, a predicted model, not a curated record